Messenger RNA from Besnoitia besnoiti, 885 nucleotides. RefSeq lists its product as uncharacterized. The transcript has a single exon. The record is from RefSeq and is a predicted model, not a curated record. The coding region runs from base 1 to 885 and encodes 294 amino acids. NCBI's taxonomy places the organism in Eukaryota, Apicomplexa, Conoidasida, Eucoccidiorida, Sarcocystidae.
AUGGUGCGCGGACUGCGCAGAACGAGGUUAUGCCUCGUAUAUUGCCUUGUCGCGUGCUUGAUGAGGAAUGGCCCACAUGGUGGCUCUUGUGAUCUCUUCAGUGGCGGGGCCUCGCUACGAGGACGCGGGCUCAUGGCUUCUCUGCUAUGGAGGCUUCGCAAUUCCUCUUUCACAGAACGCGCUGUUGCGAAGUAUAGCGUCCUUACGUCAGAUGACGUGCCCGCUCAAGAUCAUCUUUUACAAAAAAUCAACAUGCUUGGGGCCGGAGUGCAGUUCUUUUGCCAGUAUGUGGCGUCCCUUGAUAAUGCCCAUCGGGCGUUCGUGUGGGGUGUGACUGAGAGCACUGACGCAGCUCAAGAGUUUAUUAAUAAGUACUUCAGAGCGAGAGACCUUGUUGGAAAAGGCGUAGUUGCUGGUGAUACCUUCCUUCACAUCAAGUAUGUGCUAGACGGUUAUGUGUCCUUGCCUGUUUUGGAGGGUUUCUCCCGGUUCAUAGCAGAUCAAUUUGACAAUUUUAAAAUCGGAUUCACCGUCUUCGCAAGCGACGUGUCCGAGGCGCUACUACGACAUGACACAGGAUCCCUAGUCAAAAUUUUCAGAGAGGGACUUCCACUCAUGACACUAUGUCUGAAAACGCUCCUCGCCUUGUCAAACCGGACCACUGACCGGCAAGUGCGCGAGGCAAAAGUAACUGUCAUCAGGGGGAUUGAUAAGCUGUUCAGUCUCGAUAGCACACUUCUUGCACUUUCACCCAAUGCUCCGCCAGGGCUUCUAGAAGCCCGUCGCGGUCUCGUGCGGCGGACGUUCCAAUUUGCGAAGGACAUGAGGAACAAGGGGCCAUCGGAACGCCGUGACUCAUCAGGUUUCGUAAAUGACAGCCCUUAG